AUGAGCGAGGAACGGGCAGGAGAGGCGGCGGCCGCCGGUUCUUCUCCUUCCGAACAGUACGCGGCUAGCAACGCUGAGCAACAUGUGGAUGCUUCCAACGCAGACGGCGCUCCUGCUAGCCAGCAUCUAGAUGGUGCUUCGACGCAGUCGACUCAGCAACCCGUCGCAUCGGACCCAACUUCAAAUCAUGAUGAAGCGUCGCAACCCACGAUCACGGCAUCCACGUCGGAGCGUGACGUCGAGUCCUUGACCGCUUCGCACGAUCGCUCCGAGUCGUUGUCGGACAACAAUGCUAACACUGCCGCAGCGCUUAGCUCAGCGACAAUCUCCUCCUCCUCACCUCAGCUGGCCAGUCUUCCUGCCAAAAAGUUCACAUCGCUCAAUGUCAACAAGCGUUUUUUGGAGAAGGCUGGUCCCAGCACCCCCUCUGUUCCUUCCCCCGCCACCCUCAAGCUCGGCACCUCGGUCUCACCCUUGCCAUCGCAUCGUCUCUCUUCGCCAUCCGCCACCUCUCGCUUGACAUCUGCAAAGCUUUCCAGCGUCCCCAAACCUCAGCCUGCAGGUUGGGCUACCACCAAACCGCCCACGGCAGCCACUCCCAAGACGACUCCAUCAUCACAGUCUCUGGCGGCCGUCCCUCAACCGCCCGUCUCUGGUCCCGCCUCGGAUGCAACUCCUGUCUCCGCUGCUGCACCUGCAGACCCUCUGCCCGCACAGGCAUCCGCCCCUUUGCCAAAGGCAAUUCACAGCCCUAAGCCCUCCAAUCAAUCAGCAUCGCAGUCUUCAAACGGUAUCGCAGCUCCUUCCGCCAAUUCAGCAGCUAUUCCCUCACCGCGACUGGUCAGCAUGGGCAGAGACUCAUCUAGACCCGGCUCUGCUGGGCUUGACAGCGGCUCCGGCCAAGGCAGAGCCAGUCCAGGCCUUCGCAAUGCAGCGCUCGGCGCAUCCCUACGAACCCCGAGUCCCGCCAACGUUAGUCGUGCUCCCUGGGCCGGCGUCAAGUCCAGCCUGUCAUCCAACCCUCCUUCCACCACACGAGGAUCCCAACUUUCCGACUUUCCCACUGCUGCCGAAGCGGCGCGUGCUAAGCAGGAGCAAGAGGAAAAGGCAGCCGCCGCAGCUGCCCGAGAGGCUGCCAAACAGCAAGCCGCUCUCCAGGCUCUUGAUCGUUUCAGAGGCACAUCCCUCGGUUCAGGAAAGCAUUGGGACGAGAUGGAGGACGAAGAUGGCGGUUUUCUUGGUGAGGUCGUCGAAUUCGGCGACGGAUCGCAAUACAAAAUUCCCACAUCCAACGAUGGCUCACGAGGCGAAGCCGAUGAUGGCCCGCCCGUCUCCAAGGAGGAGCGCUUCAAGGACGUCACUCAUGACCGCAGCUGGCCCCAGCGUAACCUGGCACAACCUGCUGCGACCGCAUCAAGCGAUCGUGUAAGACCAGCGGCUGGAACAGCGGUUGGGCAGUCCGCCGCAUGGGGCCCCAUGAAGAAUCGCGAGUUGGCUACAUCCUCUCCAAAUGAAUCUGCACAAGCUACGUCUCGUCCCUCUCGCUCAGAACAACGAGCCGAGAAGGUCAUCAUUCCCACUACUGGUGCCUCCGUGUCGCUGCGCUCGCCAACGGAAACUAGGGAACCAUCCGGAUUCUCGCACGGCCGUGAACGCAGGCCUGGACUGGGUUCCGCUCCUUAUGGCGGCCGACAAGACUCGUCAGGACCUCCUCCAGCUGUUCAGGCUGCCUCGGUCCAGGCUGCACGGGCGUGGGGUCCCCUAGCUCAGCGACAGGCCUCGCUCAACCCUGGAUCUGCACCACCGGCAGUUGCUUCUCCCACACCUCCAUCCGCUGUUGAUACGAGUGCACCGCCUGCACCCACCGCCGCUCCAACAGCACCCGAGCCAAUGAGACCUGUUGCGCCGCUGCCAUCUGUACAAUCUCAACAGCCUCAACAGCCUCAACAGCUUCCAGAGCCUCAACAGCCUCAACAGCGACAGCAGCGGCCACUAGAGCUCCCACGUACCGCGCCACAGCCAGUUCGUGAGAGACAGCCACUGCCGGCUCGGGAGCCUCAGCCCUCUGCUGUCGGUUCAUUCAGCACAAACAGCCGCCCUCUACCUCCUCAUCUUCUCGUUACAGGCUCUGGAGACCGUCGUCCACCCGCACAAGCGCAAUGGAACAGGCCGCUGCCACCUCACCUUGCGCAGACUCUACGUCCUGCUGCGCCUGCUCAAUUUUCUGACGCAGCCGGUCGCAAAACUUCCCAUGCAUACGAGGAGACGCGUCGCACAGAAGCUCCCGCUGCGCCAAUUUCAGCAACGUCCGUGGGCAACGCGGGUCGACAUCAGCUGGAUAGCGAAUCGAUCGCGUCUCACUCGCAACAGCCGCCACAGGUGCGCGCCGAUGCGCAAAUUCGAGCACCGUGGGGUCCUAAGGCGAUGGCUCAAAGCAGGAUACAAAACUCGGCGGAUGCACAUGACCGUCAUCAACCUGCUGCCUCGACGCAAACCCCACCUGCACCUGAAUCUCGACAAGAGGAAGACGUUCACGCUGCUAUUGAACGCGCGCGAAAGCGCCGCCAAGAGGAAGAAGAAGCGCGACUGGCCGAGAAGGAGCGUGCACGAAAAAAGGCUCUCGCGAUCGAGGAGAGGAUCAGGGCAGCUGAACAGCAAAAGCAAGCCGAAGCACAAGCAGCGGCUCAAAAGCGAGCAACCGAGGCAGCAAACGCUGCCGUCGCUCCUCCCGAAACACCCUCUCUGAGAAAGCCUGGUCCUGCAGACAGUGCCGCGUCAUGGAGAACCGCGCGACCCGGCAGUGUGACAACAAAUCCCGAGACUGCCAGACCUCGCCUGCCGCAGACUUCGGCGAUGCCGACCGGCCAAGUGGACGCAGCACCGAUCACGGGCUCUGACGAGAAGAUCCGUAACAGCAGAGUUGCCUCAUCGCCGCGCGCACCUCGGAUCGAAGACGAUCGCAGCACAGUUCAACGAGAGCAGCGAGAGCAGAAAGUGACGCAGUUCAAGGAUCAGCAAUGGCAAAGAGGCGCCAUUGUUCACGAUGCGAUCGCCCGACCUGCUCUGCCGCAUCUCGAGAACGAAGCGCGGUCCGCAGAGUUGGCCGCCAAAGCACAAGCGACCGAGGCCCCGAAAACCAUCCUUUCCAGGCCUGCCAAAUCGCCUCCUGCGCCCUCUCCUGCUGAAGUUCGCCUCAAUCACGCGAUGCCGCCUCAGGGUAUUGAGUCAAAGUCGCAGAGGAGCAUUCCCUCAGCUACAGACCGAUCCGUUUCAACUACAUCUUCUGCAUCAAGGCCUAGAGAGGCUGCGCCACGAGAGAGAUUGCCUCGCGUCGCAGCGACCGCAGCCGCAGCCGCAGCCGCAGCCGAAAAAGCUUCAGUGCCGAUUCCAGCGCCAGUGCCAGUGCGACUGUAUCCUAUCGUGCCCAAGGAAAGCCUCGAGACCAGACAGGAAGCCGCACAAGAUGCACCACCCGCCUGGAAUCGCUUUGUGGUUCACUUGAACGGCAGCCGCGCACGACCCAAGCUCAAUCGUUACCAGCAGAAGCAGCUCUUCGCCAGAAUUGCGGCCAUGAAGGCGCCCGGACGAUCAGUAUAUCCCCUCACGUGGGAUCCCCCUCUGCCCCACCUCUCGAUCAAGACGCUUUCACGUGAUGACCAGCUGUUCCCUAAACGUUAUCACCGCGGUAGCGUCAUCGCACCAGUCAAGAUUCCGUCGCGCGUUUUGCCACGUGGACUUUUGUCGAUUGUGCCACAAGUCAUGUCGCAAGGUGCUGGCGUUGGUUCUCGGAAGCAGGCCCGUUUCGAUCUGACUCCGCGUUGGUCUGAGGGUCAGAGCACGUCUGGACUCGGUUUCCAGUUUUCAACUGGCGCACAGCCAUCGAGCCUGUCACCGGCAAGUCAGAUUCAGGUCCGUCUGCCCGGUCGUCACGCCACCGUUGUCCAACCUUCACCUGCUAGACACUUGCCUGAUGGCAUGCAGACUGCUGCCCCCGCUGUGGGUCGACGAAGCCAUCCCGUCGAUGCGACCACGGACGCUAUCAUCGGCGAAGUACUCUCGGCCGGGGCACCGCAGCCUUCAUAUGACGAUCGAGGCAAAUCGGCCUUCCAUGCAGCAUCAGCAGCAGCGCCCGGAUCUCUCGGCCCUCUCGACUAUCCGCAGAAUGGCUACUCUGCAGACGCUUUCGGAUCUCACAAUGGGGCUGGCGGCUAUCGCGCAAAGGGCCCUCGUGGAUCGAAUGCCGCUGUUGCCUUUUACGACGAUCGCCAAAUCAGCACGCCGUCGCCUGUUUCGUUCAUGGUCAGCAGCGAGAUCAAGGCCGACACAGGUGGUGCACGGGGCAGCCCUUCGCCCUUUGGUAUCCCUGGAUCUGCGCGGCCACCGCAAGCACAGACCCCUGCCAGCGCUGGUUCGAUGCUGCCAUCUCCUAGCAUGUCGACGCAAGGGACAUGGGGCCAGAGUUCGCUCACGUUCCCUGUCCUCGAGACGCGCUCUUCGAACCUGGCAGACCGUGACCACAUCAAGAGCGUGUGGUCGCUCGCCACCAACUCUCACGCCGGCGAGACGCAGAAUUCGCUCAAGGACAUUGGAGACGACUUCUUACCUUCUGCAUUGCCUAUGAGCGUUCACGACUUCCGUGCAGACGAUGGGCACACGAGAGGCGCACAGGAGGACGGCGACACGUGGGCUCCUUUCAACCGUUACCAGCAGACACAGUACGGACGCAGUCAGCAUGACAUGGGCACAAAUUCACGCGACCUCUCACCGGUGAAUCACCGAUCCAACGGUUUCGAUCCAACCUCGCGCAGCCCAGCACUGAGCCUGGAUGCCCCUACCGCAGCUGUGGCACGCGCCCGCGAGACUGGCCAGCACUAUUCGUCGGUACCACAGCAGGCUUCAAACGCUUAUUCGCCUCUAAAUGGCGGAGCCUACGGUGGACACCAGACAUCCUCAUUUUCCCCGCGAGAGCCUCAGCAGGACGGUGGAAGCGGUCUAAAUCAAAAGGGCUUUGGGGCGUAUAGCGGCUACGGAAGCGGUGCAUCCGGCAACAACAAUCUGUCGAGUAUGACAACCGAUGCGCUGUAUUCUAACUACAGUGGAGGGUCCAUGACGCCGAACCGGCAGUCGUAUGGACAAUUUAGCUCGCACGCUUCGACUGCACGCUCGGCGCCUGGAUCGCCGUACAGCGGCAUGAGCCGUCACGCGGGCAAUCUCAACAGCGGUGUUUCGAGCUAUUCGCUCUUCCCCACCAGCAGCAGUGGUGGCAAUGUCGGUUCCAGGAGCUCGCAGACCAGCAAUGCAAUGGAGGGACUCGGUGCCCUAGACGACACGUCGUUCGGCACGGGCAGAAGCCAGUUCUACGGCGCUCGAGGCUACCAAUCGCAACAGCAGCAGGCGAGCCAGUCGAGCUCGGCAGGUGGCUCGGGCAAGUGGCCCAGCUCGGUGAGCGGUGCAGGGUCGAACAGCAGCAUCAGCGUAGCUGGUAGUGUGCUGCGACCUGCAGCGAGCGUGUUUAACCCGUCGAAGUACACUUCGCAGCGGUCAUCGCCUUCACAGCAAGCUCGGAUGGGACAGCAUGUGUUACCCGCAUCGCAGCAGCAGCAGCAGCAGCAGGCGCACCAUCACGCACAAGCAGACUACUCGCUGGAUCCGACGUCGAGCAGCAACAGCGGUGGUCCGAUCGACCAACGUGAGAGCAGUCAGUACAGUCAGACUUCCACGGGCAGUGGUGCGUAUGGUACUUCUGGUGCAGGCUACAAUGCUUUUUCAUCCGGUGCAAUGUGGUAG
Messenger RNA from Mycosarcoma maydis (corn smut), 5787 nucleotides. RefSeq lists its product as uncharacterized. The transcript has a single exon. Bases 1 to 5787 code for a protein of 1928 amino acids. The record is from RefSeq and is a predicted model, not a curated record. NCBI's taxonomy places the organism in Eukaryota, Fungi, Basidiomycota, Ustilaginomycetes, Ustilaginales.